CAAGCCGUGGUUUUUUUUUUUUUUUCGACGAUGACGGAAACGCGCGUGGUGUCCUAAUAUCGUGUGAUCGUUAUUGUUUUAUUUCAGUAGAAUAAUAUAUUAUUACUUAUAUUUUCAACGCACGAUUAUCGUUGCUAUUCGCUUCGCGUCGUCGGCUAUUGUCGUUGUGUAGUGUCGUUGCUCGCGUUUUCAAUUAUUAUUGUUAUUCUUCUGCAAAUCCCGGCCACGACUCGCCGCCGUCCGCGUGUGUGUGUGUGUCGCUUAGGUAGGUAGGUAAGUAGCAAAUGGCCCAUCAGUAUUUGGACCAAAAUUCCGCUAUUUCCCGAGACGAUAAAGGUUACUUCGUUCCAGCUACACAGCGGCCCGACGGCACUUGGCGCAAGGAACGCCGGCUCAAGGAGAACUACAUUCCCCAGGACGAAGUGGCGUUGUACGAGUCCAAAGGCAAGAAGUUCGUGGCCGCCAACAAGUCCAACAAGCUACCUCCGGGCGCGCCCAUCCCGGCCGUUGCGCCGAACCAGCGCAAGAACGUGCUCACCGAAAAGCGGCAGCAGCAGCAGCAGCAGCCUAGCAAACCGGAUAACAGCGUCGUCGUCGUCGUCAUGCCGGUCGUUCAGAAGCCGAAAGAAAAACCCAAGGCGGCCGAGAAGAAUGCCGCCGAAGAGCCGGGCACCGAUCCCGUCAAGAGGGUGAGGAACUUGAAGAAAAAGUUGAAGAACAUCGAAGAGCUCGAGGUGAAGGUCGAGGAAGGUGUGGCCAUCGACGCGGACCAACGCAAGAAGAUUGCCAAGAAGCAUUUGGUUCUCAAGGAAAUCGCCACUCUCGAAGCCGUCAUUAAGUUGCUGUAUCCCGAACCGCCGAAAGAAUCGAAGAAAGACAAUAAGAAGGACGCCAAAAAAGGUGGUCAAAAAGAUACUAAAAAACCACAACAACAACAGCAACCGUUAAAAGAAGUGAAAAAUAAUACUAAACAAAACAAGGUCGUCGAAAAAAAAUCCACUCCAGUAUUGAGCAACGGUAACCAGGCCAAGAAGGUGGACAAAAAAACCGCUCCUGCGCCGCCACUGCAGCCCGCUGCGAAUACAACGACUAAAAAGACUGAAAAGAACGUAAAAGCUGAGGUCAAACCCAAAGCCGAAGCCAAACCCAAAGCAAAGGCUGUUCCCGUCGUUGAGAUAUCGGUUGAGGCGGCCAAGCGAAUUAGGAAUCUUAAGAAAAAGUUGAAGGUCAUUGACGAGUUGGAACUUAAGGUUGCCAAAGGUGAAAAAAUCGAUAAGGACCAACGAGUGAAAAUAUCGAAAAAAGCCGAGGUAUUAGCAGAAAUCCGUUCUUUGGAGAGCGGCGGAAAGUAAUACUACGAGAGUUAUUACAAGAGAUUAAUCAUUUAUUGUCUGUUAAGAAAAUAUGUUUGAAUAAAUAAUCAUAUUGAUUUGAUUUUAAUAUACUAAUAUUGUAAAAUGUUGUUUUUGGAACUCGAGCAAGUAAUUCUAUUUUCUUUUAAUCGGCGUUCAAUGCUAUUUUUUAAAAAAAUGUUCUAUUAAAAUUAAUAUAAUUGGCUUUAAACAAUUAAAUAAAAUAUACGUUUCAUAACAAUG
Messenger RNA from Adelges cooleyi (spruce gall adelgid), 1595 nucleotides. It is a transcript of the gene Pym, whose product is annotated as partner of Y14 and mago. Gene Ontology annotation, cellular component: cytoplasm; exon-exon junction complex. Gene Ontology annotation, biological process: exon-exon junction complex disassembly. NCBI's taxonomy places the organism in Eukaryota, Metazoa, Arthropoda, Insecta, Hemiptera, Adelgidae. Gene Ontology annotation, molecular function: RNA binding. The transcript has 2 exons. The record is from RefSeq and is a predicted model, not a curated record. Bases 285 to 1352 code for a protein of 355 amino acids.